Molecule: messenger RNA, 4235 nt
Organism: Nycticebus coucang (slow loris)
Lineage: Eukaryota; Metazoa; Chordata; Mammalia; Primates; Lorisidae
Gene: ANTKMT
Product: adenine nucleotide translocase lysine methyltransferase
Exons: 5
Coding region: 3495-4205 (236 amino acids)
Biological process (GO): regulation of mitochondrial ATP synthesis coupled proton transport; peptidyl-lysine trimethylation; positive regulation of proton-transporting ATP synthase activity, rotational mechanism
Cellular component (GO): mitochondrion
Molecular function (GO): protein-lysine N-methyltransferase activity
Source: RefSeq, a predicted model, not a curated record
CUGGGACAGUUCCUUGUUCCAGCUAGUGGGUGGGAGAGCAGGUUUGAGGAGGAGCUACACCCAGAUCCCGCUAGGGGCUCAGCUGCUUUGGGGAACAUGCAGGGGAACCCCCAAGAGCUUUGGUCCUGCUGCCCUGGCCUACUCCAUUCUGCCUAGAUCUUACCUGCUGUCCCUGGCUUAAUCACUGGCUGCCAUGUGCCCCUAAUGUCCAGGUGCUAGGGCCCAGCAGGGGUGGAAAGAGGGCCAUAAUCCCUAAGGCUGAGGUGGGCGGGGUAUGGGCAGGCAGACACCUCUGCUAGCUCUGUGCCAGGCCUGUGAGCGAAGGGGUUGCAGUUUGGCAGGGUGCCACCUUCCCUCACUGUCCCUGACAGUAGUCAUCCUGGGCCCUGUCCUGCCUUGGGGAAAGAAUGGGCCCCUCUGUCUGCAGGCCCCUACAACGUGCUGAGCAUCCAGACAUGGCAAGGAGCCCACAGGGUGUGGGGUCUCCUCUGUGGGGUCCUGCCUAUUGCCCAUUUCCAGUGGGCAGGGUGCACAAUGGGGCCUCUAAGGACUGUUCCCGCCACUGGCCCCAUUGUUGCAGUCUCCGCCUUCUGCCUUCCUCCUUGGCGGCAUCUCUGCCACAUAAAGGGCCAGUGAGGUUUGGUACAGACAAAACUAGAGGCCUUAGGGCUGAAAGCCUUGGGUGGGAGUGGGGGUGUGCAAGGUUGCCCCAGAUCAUCUGAUUCCUCUCACCCCAACCCCUCAGCUCCUGGGAAAGAGAGAGCCAGAGCUCAAAUGCUAGGGGCCCUCUGGGCCAAGUGAGUGCCAGUGCUGCUUUUCCAUCCUUGCUUGUCUGCCCUCACUGGGGAAAGGGUCAGGGGUGGGGCAGAGGGCAGAGGGUGGAGGCCCUGCCCAGGCCCAGACCUGAUGAAUCCUUCAUCUUCAGACAAAGAGCUGAGCCUGGAAAAGGGACAGUCUGUAUAGGGCCCACAAACAAGGUCCUUCCUCCAGAUUCAGCCAACUUAGGCAGCUAGCCCUGGGAGCAUGCAUGGUGGGUCACCUCCAGCGCUGUCCUGGAACUUCCAUGGGUGACUUGUCUUACUGCUGCACACACAUGCGGGUAUGCAGACCACUUGCCUCUUGUAGGGGAUGACAGGAGUACUCGUGGGAAGUGUAGCUUCCCUGGAUAGCAGGCGCUGCCAGGUUUCCUCCAACUGCCCCUCUGUAGGGUCCCUGAUGCUUCCUCUAAUUUCUCUAAAGUCCCAACCAUGGAGUGCUCAGAUGGUUGCCCUUUCCUUCUCAUCAUCCACACUCCUCACUGGAGAGCUGGACCAGCGGACCAGUAACACUCGGACCAUUCCCUGGACUGUCUGCCCUGCCCCAACCUCCACAGACCAGAGGAAGAGGAAGCUGGUGUGUUCUCUGGCUACUCCUUCUCUCCUUCCUUGAGAGGUUUCCCCACCAGGGCUGAGUAGCAUCUUUACCUGCAGCACCAGCCAGCUGCCUACAGCUCCUCCCCUGGUGGCUACGGACUGCCUCCCAGUACACCUGUUCAGAAACAUGCUGGGCAGAUACCCUGGGUGUAUCCUGGCCUCCACUUACCUGCCCCAAGAAGCACCAGACCUCUCACACACAAAGUCUCCCUGGCAAAGUGCUGGCUUUGCAAUCAGCAUUCUCACAGGACACAAAAGUCAGUAGUGGUUGUGGUUGGGCUGGGGCUUCAUGCCUGCCCUGGGGACCAGUGGCCAAAGUGGGAGGGGAGACAGGGAACAUGUGUGGGUGAGCACAUGGACUGGAGUUACAGGAGCUGGCCAGAGGGCCCUUGUUAAUCAGACACAGCUCCAGGUGUGUGCUGACUCACAGGUAUGCACCUGGCUGCUGAGUGCCCAGGGGCUGAGGAGCAGAGUGUGUGGUGUGAAUGUAAGAGAGAAGAGGGGUGUGUAUGCUAGCAGGUCUGUUAGGUGGAUUCAUUCAUUAAACAAGUUUUUUUUGAGUGCCUUAUAGGUGUGGCUGCAGGCACUGGGAGGGAAUAAUGCGUGGAGCCACUGACAGGAAUGGGUGCUGCUUAAGCACCCCUGCCUACAGCUCAGUUCACAGCCUCCCUUUCUGGGGAGGGCCCCGUCACAGACCCUCUCCCCCCCCCCCAGAAGAUAGGACAUUCUGAUCUGGGUGAGCCUGGCUGCCUCCUCCCCAGUGCAAAAGACUUUCUUGCCACCCAGGAACAUCUGUUUUUCAGGGCUGGUUAGGUGGGUGGGGAUCAAUGUGCAGGUGGCACUUGAGACACUGCACAUAGGAGACAGGGUAGUGGUCUUGGGCAUACUUACUCUGUAUGGAAGAAGCUUCCAUACCUGUUGGGGCUCCUCACCAGAGCCCUGGUGGCUGUGAAGGAGCCAGACCAGGACAUGUGCAUAGGCAAAUCCCCAGCAUUCACCAGGCAGUGGCCAUGGCCCAGCUGCUUAUGCAAGGCUCUGUCCCUCCACUUACCUCCCCAACCCCCAGGCUUCACAAUGUCACCUCCAGGAACUCCUCAAUCUUUUUUGUUUUCUGGAAAAGAAAGGUGAUUUCUCUGGUUCCUGGGGUUCUAUCUUCUGCCCCCACAACUGGGUUAGCUUCCAGUGCCCCCCCACACCUGUCACAUCCGUCUCCCCUCCCACGUUCGUUAGCGCCUGCAUCUGUCAAGGCCGCCUGCUAUAUCUCUCUUUGCUAACUCAUCGUCCUUGGUCCUUUCCUUCGGACCCCAGAGCUUCAUCCAUUCGCCGCCCACUGGGCUAAUCCUCUUCAGCUGUGGGAGGGAACCGGAAGGGUGUCCUCCCUGGAUUUGGCUGGCUUUCCUGGCGUCCGGGUCAGUGGAGCCCCCACCGCUUUCCCGAGGCAGAGUCACGGGGGCUGGCUGUGACCCAGGGCCUGGACACUGUCCCACUCCUAGUGAGCGCCUUGCCUUCUGCCUUCUGAGCUUGAUCCCCAGGGCUCUAGACACAGAGCACAAGCUUCCAGCUGGUUCUAGGACCAGGACGCCCUCCAGCCUCAACAGGACCCAUAAUCUCUGGGCAACCUCCUCCCACGGCCAGACCUUCAACUCGCAGCCCGCUUUCCCUCGGGCCUCUAGCCCGUGAGACUGUCAGAGGCAACGCGUCUCCCAGAACUAGGAUGUGCGUUCCACGGCGGCAGGGCCCGUCUGUCCCCUCCCAGGGGUCUCUAGAGCUCAGAACAGGCCCUAAAUAACCGUCCGUCCACAGAGUAGGCCGACGGAGCCGACUGUCGCAGGGUUCAGUCAGGAAAAGGUGGGGUAAAGCCUGCCAGGGUCGUCGCUCACACGGAACCCGCGGGAGGGGAGCUGAGGCGGAGUCGAACCAGCUACGCACCGGCAACUUCCGGUGUCUAGCCACAGCCUGCGGGAGGCACCGGGCAGGUCGGCUACGGCACGCCCCUACCUCCGGGCCGAGGCGUGAGGGUCUCAGACCCUAGUGGGGGAGCGACCCUAGGGCUAAAGACCCCGAGCCGCGUGUCCCGCAGCCAUGGAACAGGAUGACCCGGCCGAGGCGUUGACGGAGCUGCGCGAGCGGCGGCUGGGAGCGCUCGAGCUGCUGCAGCUGGCGGCAGGCUCAGGCCUGGUGGCUUACGUGACCUGGGCGCUGCUGCUACAGCCAGGUUUCCGCCGCGUGCCUCUGCGGCUGCAGGUGCCCUACGUUGGUGCCAGCGCGCGGCAGGUCGAGCAUGUGUUGUCGCUGCUGCGAGGCCGCUCUGGAAAAAUGGUGGAUCUGGGCUCCGGCGACGGCAGGGUUGUAUUGGCUGCCCACAAGUGUGGCCUCCGCCCGGCUGUGGGCUAUGAACUGAACCCAUGGCUGGUGGCGCUGGCACGACUGCAUGCCUGGAGGGCUGGCUGUGUUGGCAGUCUCUGCUACCGCCGUGAGGACUUUUGGAAGGUGAGCCUGAGGGACUGCCACAACGUGUCUGUGUUCCUGGCCCCCAGCGUGCUCCCACUCCUGGAGGACAAGCUGCAGGCAGAGCUGCCCCCAGGUGCCCGGGUGGUCUCUGGGCGCUUUCCUCUCCCCACCUGGAAGCCUGUGGCUGUGGUGGGCGAGGGUGUGGACAGAGUCUGGGCCUAUGACAUCUGUGGUAGUGGGUUGACUGGGGAAGCCAUCUCCUCUUGGGGCAUGCCAAUCACGGUUGGCCCAGAACCUGGUUCCAUCUUGGUUCCUGGGGCCCCUGUUUCUCAGGCUGGCUAAUUUCAGACACAAUAAAGACCCUGUAUUCUA